AGUCGGUCUGUCGUCGUCCGUUUAAUGCGCUUCGCGUCCGCACCGCCGCCGCAGUCUCAGAUAACGCACGACGACGACACCGUCGACCGCUAUCGGCGUCUGCUCUGCUCUACAGUCUACAGCGUGGUGCACACUGCACGCUAUCGCGCUGCUCAAUCGCUAUCCGCUUCAGACGCUAGUCGCUACUGCUGCUGUCGUGACGUGCUGUCGUUCUCGUCGUUCGCCUGCUCGGUCGUGUGUCGAUACAGCACCACGUAAAAUUUCGCGUCCCGUGGCCAAUGCUAUAAUAUUGUCUGCGACUAUGUUUACGAUGUGAGUUUCUUAGUCCGCACAACGGCAACUCGACCAACGCCGUCGUCGUCACGAUGCCUUGAAAUUUAGUAUGGAAAUCUUCAAGGUGAGCUCCAAGCAUAAAGUAAAUCAUUUGACCCAUCAAUAUGGAACCAGUUGUGGAAGAAGUAAGAGACAUUACUGUUCGAAAAGUAACACGAUGGUGUUGUUCAACAAUCAUGGUAUUUGGAGGAGUAGUCCCAUACAUUCCACAAUAUCGAGAAAUAUACAUCAAACAAGAUGCAGAAGGCUUCUCAAUGUAUGUGUGCCUUGCACUUUUAGUUGCAAACACUUUGAGAAUACUAUUUUGGUUUGGUAAACGUUAUGAGCUUCCAUUACUAUUCCAAAGUAUUGUAAUGAAUAUUAUGAUGUUACUUAUGAUACACUUAUGUGUAAAAGUUCGUAACAAAACGCAGUUAAUCAGAGGACCAGACAGAUAUUUUACUGAUUUUGAUUGGCAUUACUUUUGGCAAUGGACAGACUUUCAAUCUUAUAUAGAUUUCUUAAUCGCUAUGAGUAUUUGUCUUUCCAUUAUAACAUUCAUAUUUCUGCACAAUGUUAUAUUCAUUGAAAUUAUCGGAUUUCUUGCUCUCCUAACUGAAGCCAUGUUGGGUGUUCCUCAACUAGUCAAAAACCUGAGAAAUCGUUCUACAGAAGGAAUGAGUGUUACAAUGGUAUUACUUUGGACAACAGGAGAUGCAUUUAAGACAUGUUACUUUGUAAGUCGAAAAGCUCCUCUACAAUUCUGGAUGUGUGGUACACUUCAGGUUAUGAUAGAUCUGACAAUACUUGGUCAAGUAGUCUGGUACCGUAAUGAACCACCAUAUAAAAUUCCUCGAAUAGACUGAUGUGUAAAUUGAUUAUCUCGAUAUAAUAUUUUUAAAUUUUCCAAGCUAAGAUUGUUAUCAUCAUUGUUAGAUCUUCUAUUCUCAAAUUAGACAUUGAAUGUAGUUUGUUAAUGUUUGUUUAUUUAGUGAAUUUUAUUUAUUUAUUUAUUUUUACUGUAUCAGGUUAGUUGAAUAUUCAUCGAUAUUUUAUUAAAUUUUACUAAAUGCAUCAACCUCCAUCAAUUGUAUUUGCUAUAGACUGUUAAAAAUAAGAAUAUAUUAUUAAAAAUAUUUGUAUGAUUUGAGUUUAUGAGAAUUUCUCAACCAAUAAUUAUGUGCACAAUUGUAAUUGAAACAACAUAAAUAUCAUCACAUGUUAUUUUAUAGAUUUUAGGGCAUUUACCUUCAAAAUAGUUUAUGUUAAAUAGACAGAAAUAUGUAUUGUGACUACACUAAGUAAACUAGAGACUAGAUCAAUAUAUAUUUUGUUGUAUUUAGGGGCCAUCACUCGGUCAUAUUCUUGACUUUACUACCCUAUACCUAUAAAAUAUUAGUUUAUCAAUGUAUUAGUUAUUGUAAAUAAUUUGUUGAUACUUUAUAUUGUUUCUGUGUUAUUAUUUACUUCCUUAUAUUAUAUGACAUAAACUUGUUAAAAAAAAAAAAGAAUAACAGAUUUUUUCAAUUGUACUUCUCCGUCUUUGAAUCGAUCUUAUUGUCUAGAAAUGAUUAGUCAUACUUUGUACUCGGCAUCUUUUUUAUAGUCUUCCAUGUGCACAAAUAAAUUGUAAUAUUUUAAAUAACUAUUUAACUUUGUUUGCAUUUAAUUUUAAUAACAUUGAUUUGAACAUAGUUUGCAAUAAAA
Myzus persicae (green peach aphid) is the source of this 2019-nucleotide messenger RNA. Its product is annotated as PQ-loop repeat-containing protein 1. Gene Ontology annotation, cellular component: endosome; trans-Golgi network. Bases 438 to 1178 code for a protein of 246 amino acids. The transcript is spliced from 5 exons. The record is from RefSeq and is a predicted model, not a curated record. Gene Ontology annotation, biological process: retrograde transport, endosome to Golgi; phospholipid translocation. NCBI's taxonomy places the organism in Eukaryota, Metazoa, Arthropoda, Insecta, Hemiptera, Aphididae.